AUGCUCAAUAUGAUUACUAAUUGUACUAAUAUAAAAAUUGAAGACAUUACAACCAAUUUCCACCAGGGCAGGGACACUUACCUACCAAUAUUGAAUACUGAAAUAAAGGCGGUAAUUGGUAUCCUCUACCUUGCCAGAGUAAGCUAGGCCAAUCAUUUGAACUUGAAGGAUCUUUGGAGAAAGGAUGGCACCAGCAUUGAAG
Acanthoscelides obtectus is the source of this 202-nucleotide messenger RNA. NCBI's taxonomy places the organism in Eukaryota, Metazoa, Arthropoda, Insecta, Coleoptera, Chrysomelidae. The record is from the annotation of a GenBank genome assembly.